AUGAAGCCGUAUUUCGGGCUGAGGGGCACGUCCCUCAAUAUCAUGAUCAGUAUCAUUGCUGGUCUUGAUUUCUUGCUUUUUGGCUAUGACCAAGGUGUCAUGGGUGGCCUGUUGACCUUGAACUCUUUCGUCACAACCUUCCCGCAGAUUGAUACCACCAAUGUCGGUGAGGUGGGCCUGUCGGCCGCCGAGAAGAAUACUCGCUCUACUGCGCAAGGUAUCACGGUUGCCUCGUACAACCUGGGUUGUUUCUUCGGUGCCAUUUUCUGUAUCUGGCUCGGAAACUAUCUGGGUCGCCGCAAAACCAUUUUCACUGGAUCUAUCAUUAUGAUCAUUGGCGCUACGCUGCAGUCCUGCGCAUACUCGCUCCCGCACUUUAUUGUCGGCCGUAUCGUGACCGGUAUUGGUAACGGGUUGAACACUUCCACCGUCCCUACCUGGCAGUCCGAGUGCAGCAAGUCGCACCACCGUGGCCGGCUGGUAAUGGUGGAAGGUGCUUUGAUUGCUGGUGGUAUCACCAUCAGUUACUGGAUUGAUCUUGGAUUCUCUUUCCUCGACCCAAGCUCGGUGGCAUGGCGUUUCCCCAUUGCUUUCCAGAACUUUUUUGCGCUCAUCAUCCUCACAUGCGUGAUGCCUCUCCCUGAGUCGCCCCGAUGGCUGAUUCUCAAGGGCCGCGAAGAGGAGGCCAUCGUGGUUCUCGGUGCUAUCUUGGAUUUGCCGGAAGACGACCCCUACGUUCACUCCGAGUUUGCUGCUAUCAAGGAUGCGGUCAUCGCCGAUCAGAGUGUCGGCUUCCGUGACCUAAUCACCAUGGAUGAGAACCGUCACUUCCACCGUGUGGUCCUCGCCUACGUCAACCAGAUGUUCCAGCAAAUCUCCGGUAUCAACCUGAUUACCUACUACGCGGCUACUAUCUACGAGAAGUCGAUCGGUAUGAGUGGUCUGAUGUCCCGUAUUCUGGCCGCCUGCAAUGGAACCGAGUACUUCCUGGCAUCAUUAAUCCCCAUCUUCAUCAUCGAGAAGGUUGGCCGUCGGACUCUGAUGCUGGUUGGUGCGGCUGGCAUGUCUCUCUCCAUGAUGGUCCUGGCCAUCGCUACCAGCUUUGUGGACAACAGCCAAGCUGGUAUUGCGGCGGCUGUGUUCCUCUUCGUCUUCAACACCUUCUUCGCCUGGGGCUGGCUGGGUAUGACCUGGCUGUACCCCGCUGAGAUUGUUCCCCUUCGCAUCCGUGCCCCUGCCAAUGCCCUUUCCACUUCCAGCAACUGGAUCUUCAACUUCCUCGUUGUCAUGAUCACCCCUGUGGCCUUCGAAACCAUCAAAUACAAGACCUACAUCAUCUUCGCGGUCAUUAACGCGUUCAUCUUCCCCGUUGUCUACUUCUUCUACCCCGAAACCUCCUACCGCUCUCUCGAGGAAAUGGACACCAUUUUCAACAAGACCACCAGCGUUUUCAACGUGGUCUCCGUCGCCCGACACGAGCCCCACCGCUACGGCAAACACGGCGAACUCCUCAUCAACUACGAAGACACCGAGCAGCACCUGCGCCGUGCCAGCCACGUCUCCGAGAAGCGCAGGACCGGCUUCACUGCCGGUUCCGAACUGGAGGGUGGCAAGGGCUCUCACAUCGAGCACCCCCACGGCAGCAUCUCCGACACCAGCAGCUAG
This is a messenger RNA of Penicillium cinerascens, 1665 nucleotides long. Its product is annotated as sugar porter family MFS transporter. Lineage: Eukaryota; Fungi; Ascomycota; Eurotiomycetes; Eurotiales; Aspergillaceae. The record is from RefSeq and is a predicted model, not a curated record. Gene Ontology annotation, biological process: carbohydrate transport; transmembrane transport. The coding region runs from base 1 to 1665 and encodes 554 amino acids. Gene Ontology annotation, cellular component: membrane. The transcript has 5 exons. Gene Ontology annotation, molecular function: carbohydrate:proton symporter activity.